UUCGUCUCAAACCUCUCCUCCUCGUUCGUCGCAACGAGCCAGUCCCCAUCUCAAAGAGAGCUUAUAUAGCGGCCAGCGUGUGCGCAGCACUUUCAUUGCCGACCGUAUCGCGAUGCUGUAACCAGAGACAAGAUGCAGUGGCUAAGCGCGAUCUGCGUGUUGACCGCGGCGGUGCACGGUGGCGGUGGAGUUACCAAGACACCCGGUCUGUCACCAUUCUGGACGGAUGACUACAAAGUCUUCGAACAAAUCUACGGAAAGACCUCCGACCGCGAGCUUUUCGGGUCUACCUUACCUCCCAACCAGUCUUUCGGAGUAGACUUGAGUCCUUUACGAAACCAGGCCUCGGAGAAGAAGGAACGGUACAUCGACACUGAAGACAGAGACUUAGAUCAGCAACCAAGCCUUUAUUCUUUCGACAACUAUAACAAUCUUUUGACGAAGCAGAACUUAGAAGCGUUUGAUCCUAAACCAACGAAACCGUCCUUCAAAUUCAUCCCUUACAAUGAUUUCACACCCAUCAGCCAAUCUACCGAUCCAGCUACUUACAACUAUUAUAAAACUCUAGAGUUACUAGAGAAGAAAAAGAAAAUUGACGCGCUUAAAAGCUUAGCAGUCAAUAACUUCGCUCAAUUCUCUAGCUACGCGACCAGUCCCGAAGAUACAGAAGGGUACAAAAGCAUUCAGGAUAUUUUAGACGCUCAUGAAGGGAAUAAAGGGAAUAAUAAAAAAGUUAAUACUGAGCAUGAGAACUUGGCCAAAUAUGUGAGCUAUGGAGUGUCAAAGGCUAGAAGGAAGAAGCCAGCAUCAAAUCCCCGUUUUAUACAUAGCAACGAUAUUCAGAAACCGAGAUGUGUGUCAGGACGCUGUCGUCAGAGGAACACCUCUGUGAGAGUCAGAACGGGGCCUGUUUUGAGGAAGAUUAAGCAUACCAUUAUUUCUGAUUAAACUUUUAAGUUUGAUGUUAGAUGUAUAAGUAACUUGUGGAGAGUUU
Messenger RNA from Leguminivora glycinivorella, 994 nucleotides. RefSeq lists its product as uncharacterized. The record is from RefSeq and is a predicted model, not a curated record. The transcript has 3 exons. The coding region runs from base 133 to 948 and encodes 271 amino acids. Lineage: Eukaryota; Metazoa; Arthropoda; Insecta; Lepidoptera; Tortricidae.